CACUUUUAGUUGUCAUCGUUGUCAUUUUAAUUUUCCAUCAUUUGGAAAUUGAUGUAUUAAAUUUAUUUUUUAACUCAAGUACAAAACAUAGUUUUAGCAAUUGUCGAAAACAGUGCAGUCUUUAAGAUAUAGAUGUAUCGAAAAACAUGUAAAUGAACUUAAUUUAUUUAGCAGUUAUGUUGGCAAUCUACUGACCUUUUUCCCACUACCACUAAUCACCUAUAAAUAUGGCAAAUAUCGAAAUUAGACAUCUGCUUCAGAUAAAUAGGAUACCAGAAAGUGAUAUCACCUUAAUAUUGUUCAUACUCUACCUCCCCGUUGGAUUAGUAUUAAUACUAUUAAGAUCAUUUAUACUCUUGAGUCUCUUUCUCAUCACUCAGGUUUUACCAGACACACCAGUUUCUCAGAAACUCAUUAAUAGAAUAGCAUGUGUAGGAUUAGGAAUAUCAAUUCACGUCGAAAAUCCUAAAGUUAAGGACAAUGUCCAUAUGUACAUUAGCAAUAGUUUAUCUAUUUUCGACCAGAUAGCAGUUUGUAGUGCCUCUGGAGCUGUUUCGCCUAGCUGCAGAACGACUCUAGAAAAAGUAUUAGGGCUUAGUACUUAUUGCUUUGGAUCGAUCACAAAUCUGGAUAAUUUUAAGAAUAAUAUCAAACAAUUUAUGGUAGAAAAGAAAUCACCUUUGUACUUUGCCCCAGAAGAAAAACUCACCAACGGAAAGGCGCUUUUGAAGUUCAAAACAUAUCCAUUUGAGUUUGCCAAUAAGGUUCAACCUGUCUGCAUUAGAAUAGAGAGGCCAUUUUUGGACGUAGCUGUCACGACUGUAGGAUCAACAUUCGUUAGUGAUAUGUUAUAUUUUCUUUUUGUACCAAUAACUAAUUACAAACUCACUUUCUUGGCUCCCUUAGAAAAGAGAACAAUGUCUGACGAUGAAUUUGGAGAGAUAGUGCGGCAGAAUAUGGCUACAUCUUUAAAGAUACAAAUAACCGAUUAUACCUCACACGAUUUAGCAGAAUGGGAGAAAAGAACAUUGGCAGAUCCUCCACAAAGGCCGCAAACCCGGUUUGCUAACAGAACUAUGAAUCCUGAGCUGCAAAGGAUGGGUAAACAAGUGAAAGAAGUUUUGCCCCAUGUUCCACUUACCGCUAUUUAUAGUGAUCUAUAUGUAACUAGAAACGUAGACAUAACAAUAACAAACAUCCUAGAGGGACGCGUCGUCUUCACGCCCGAGCAACCUUCAGCAACUACCACUAGCCUACCUUCAACUUCGUCUAUUUCACCUAGUUCUAACGUAACAGGAGCUUCCACUUCCGGCGGCAGUAAAACGUCCUUCAACACUGCCGCCUCCUCGUUUCCCAGAUCUGCAUCCGAGCGCAGCAGGUCGUUCCAGGAACGCAAGGAACAGCUGAUCGCCACCGCAAGAAGGCGCUAUAUCGAAAAACACAACCUCGAUAUACCGAUUUAGAGUUCGAUCUGAGACUAACGCGACUGAAAUGUUGAUGAAUGUCAAUUUUAUUGAAGAUGUAGUUAAUUUUACAAUAUAUUUUUAUUUUUGAACAUCUACACUUUACGAAAAAAAAAAUUAAUUAAUGAAUAGCAUCUCUCUAAAGUGGCUUGUGAAGUAAUAAAGAUCGUUAAUCUCUAAUUGAAACCACAAAUUGUAAAAACAAAAUUUAUUUGAUUAGUCCAGUCGGGUUAGACGAAUAACAAGCCUAACCUUGCAUUAGGAGCUGCCCCAAAUUUUAUUUUUAUAAUCUUUAGGGGGGGGGGUCAAUAGUAGUGUAAAUUUAAAAUCCACCAUCUUGAUUUUAAAUGAGAACCGUUUUGGCUCAAUAUCUCCGUAAUUUUCAACUUUUCGACAAAAAGUAAGAGAACCAAAAUUGUUAAAAAUGUGAUUUUCUAUAAUUUAUAUUCCUACAAUUUUUCGUGCGGCCAAUAUUUUCCGAGUUAUGGCAGAAAAUAGUGGUAGUUAGAGCAUAAUUAUUGAAUUAUCUCGUUUAUUAUUAGUUUUACGGCAAAAAUGUACCUAUACAAAAAUGGAGAGAAUUAAGUUCUACACAAUUUUGAUUUCUUUAUUUUUUUUGCUAAAAUUAAUAUUUAAGGUAGUACGUAUGCGGUAAUCACGCGAGCUUAAGGUGAUACAGUAGCGAUCAACAGGUAGCCAAAACGCGUUCCAAGAUUGCGGCUGUAAUUUUGAAUAUUUUUUCGAGAUAUUUGGCACACGUAUUCGUAAUAUUCGCGGUGUGCAAGUACUUGGAAAGGGAAACGAGAAACGACCGUGCGCGAGUCGCGGAGAAAUAUUGCAACUAUCUUAAAUAAUUCAUAUUGUCAAUUGAAAUUGUCAAAUUGACGUAUAUUUCAUACCUUCUGUCAUUGACGCAGAAAAAUUAUAUAUUGCUCCACAAUAUUGAUAUGAUAUGCAAUUAUUAUAUAAAGGUAAAUUUAAUUAAUUGUAUUUUGCUUGCAGUACUGCAUUUUAAUAACUGAUUUUAUUUACUACAUACAAUUAGGCAUUCCAAUGAAACGUCAAACAUGGCCGGGUGUGGGCAAAAUCUAACCUUACAUUGACAUUAAUUUGUAAAUAAAAUCCUGUUUGAUUGUUUUUGUAUGUUAAUUGUGUAGGGAAAUCUGCGAAAUUGUGAUAACAAAUUAAAUAUUAAGUGGUUUAUCGCCUACAGAACUGAAUUAUCCCAUAUUAGUUACCAGUUUGUGUCAAUAACUACUAUGGGAUAAUUCAGUUAUGUAGGCGAUAAACUAGUUUAUAUUUAAUUGCUAUCACAAUUUGGUGCACAAUUAACAAUAAAAAACAAAACCAAACAGGAUAUUCUUUACAAAAACUGAUGUAAACCCUAUAUUAUUAAAUUUUUGCCCACUGCCGGCCAUAUUAUAUCACGUGAUUUGGAAUGGUCAAUUGUUUACGUUUGCUAAACAUAACCUGCAUCUUAUUUUUUCUUCUUAUUAUUUUUUUGGACUAUGGUCUUGACAAUUAUCCAGCAACCAGGACUAAUAUAAUUGGCCAAUAUAAUUAAAAGUGCGAAUAAAAGUACAGAGCGUAGAAAUAGAGGUCGCUUUGCCGAACUUGCACGGUCCCAAUAAUAAAGAAUGGCGGUACAGAGCCGAAUUUGAAAAAUAUAUUAAUAUGUGGAAAUUACUCUGUAAUUAAAUACAAUAUUAAAAAAACGAGCCUGUACCGCCAUUAAGAAGAACAAAAAAAUACACUUUCUUCAAAUAAACUUUUUUAUCCGAUGCCUAGAGUUUGUGUCAUUUUGGAACUUUAAGACUUGAUUGAUUUAUUAGCAAUUGUUUUUGUUCAAUAUCUACGCCAUUUUCAACUAAAAUUGUUUCCAAAUAUGAUUUCCUUCAAAUUAUUUUUAAAUUUUUUUUAUGCGGUUGAUAUUUUCCGAGUUAAUUGGGAAAAUAGUAAAAAGUGGUGGUGGGGGGGGGGCAUAAUUAUCGAAUUGAAUCUUGUUUCCGAGCUGCCCCAAAUUGUAUAAUUCUAUCCUUUAGGGGAGAUCAAUAUUAGUGUAAAUUUAAAAUCUCGACUGAAUUCCGCGCUUGAAUUAGCCGCCAUAUUUAUUUUAAAGGAGAACCGUUGUUGCUGAAUAUCUCCGCCAUUUUCAACUUCUCGACAAAAAGGGUAGGAACUUAAACUGUUGGAAAUGCAAUUUCCUACAAUUUCUGUUGCACAAUUUUUUUUAUGCGAUCAGUAUUUUCCGAGUUAAGGGGGAAAAUAGUGGAAGCGGAGGGAAAGUAUAAUUAUUUAAUUGUCUUAUUUAUUAUUAACUUUACGACAUAAUUAUUGUAUACAAACAAAAAUAAAGAGAAUUAUAUUUUAUACAAUUUUUGAAACUCCCAAUGAAACACCAACCAAAGUAAGUGCAUAAGAGACAUAACUUAUAUGCAUUAAUUUCACUUAAUCUUAUUAAUUAGCCGGUUUUAUGGGUUGCAGUUGUCUUUCGAUAUUUUAAGUUUCAUGUCAGUUUCAUAUGUAACAUAUUUUUAUAUUUCAACAAUUUUUUUUAAUUUUGGGCUUUUUUGGGAGAAAUUUACUCACUUCCCCCCCCCCCUCGUAGACCCGCCACUGGUUCUCUCGAAAAGUUGUAGUAAAUCGUAAUUGCAACAAUUUCAGUCCUUACACUUUUUGUCGAAAAGUUGAAAAUGGCGGAGAUAUUGAACAAAAACAAUUGCUAUAAAAUCAAUCAAGUCUUACGCUCUCACAUUUACCUCAUACGUAUUACCUUAAAUAUUGAUUUUAUCAAAAAGUGAAAGAGAUUAAAAUCGUACACAAUUUAAUUCUCUUCAUUUUUGUAUAGGUACUUAUUUGUUGUAAAACGAAUAAUAAACGAGAUAAUCCAAUAAUUCAAUAAUUAUGCUCAAACUGUCACUAUUUCCCCCCCAUAACUCGGAAAAGAUCGACCGCACGAAAAAAAUUAUAAUAAACGAAAUUAUAGAAAAUCGCAUUUUCAACAAUUUCAGUUUCCACACUUUUUGUCGAAAAGUUGAAAAUGGCGGAGAUAUUGAGUAAAAACGGUUGUCGUUUAAAAUCAAGAUGGCGGCGAACGCAACGGUGGAAUUCAGUCGAGAUUUUAAAUUUACACUACUAUUGACACCCACUAAAGAUUAGAGAAAUAAAAUUUGGGUCAGCUCGUAAUGCAAGGUCAAAUGCUAUCCCGACUGGGCUAGAAAUAUUCAGGAGGUGUUUUGGCAUUUGUCAUCUUCAGCUUUAUAAAUUAGAAGAAGCUACGUCUGAAAGUGAGCAAGUGCCUUUUCUAAACGUUUACUUAAGUUAUAUUUUAAGGCAAGGCAAGUAACAUAUGACUUAAGUAAACGAUUACAAAAGGCAAGUAACCUGCCAACAUUACUUGCUUUCUUACUGGCUUCGUGUACGAGUAUACCGGCCUUAAAGGCAAUACUUUGUGUGCUAUUUUUUAUUGUGAAUAUAUGAAACAAUUUUAAUAUACGUAAUAGAAAUUAUUAUUAAAUCGAGAGAUAUCCUUCUAUUGUGAUUAAUUAGUAUAUUAUUCAACGAGCAUGUAAUGAUGGCUAUUACUCACGAUGAUGAAGUUUGCGACACGAGCCGUAGGCGAGUGUAGUAAUUCAUCAGAGUGAGUAAUAGCCAUUACAUGCAAGUAGAAUACUAUACUUUGUCUACGACCUUUUUUAUUUGGAUUAGUAGAAAAAUAUAAUUAUCAACUACCUACUAACAUUAUUUAAAACGAAAUAUUUUAUUUUUCAUAAGAAAAUAUAUUUUAUAUAACUAUGGCAACACUGUUAGAAUUACACUCGUUGAGCUUAUGAAACAAUAAACAGUUGUCAUUAUGUCAUGGAAUGGCGGUGGCUUUUAAAAAUAAGACAUAUUUUAAGGCAAUUGCAUGAAAAAGAACGUGUGCUCUCAAUUAAAAUCUAUUGUACAAUGAACAGUAAGUAAAACAGAAUUCAUUGAUAUGAAUUUCAUAUCCGUAAGUCCUUUUACGAAAUUAAUACCGAUUGUUUAUUGUUUACCUUUUUAUAACGUCAAUCUUAAAAUGUCGAAUGUUGAAAUUUAAACGUAAAAAAUAUACUAACCCAUUGUUAAAGUUAAGAAUCCUUUAAACAUUUUUCAAAUUUAAUUGUUCAUAUAAAUUACAAUGAACAUUUUAUUAAAUAAACAAGUUUAAGUAAUUUUAUUUGGUAAUAGGUAUAUUAAAAGUGCCAUGCACCACUUGAAUCUAACUUCAACCCGUGAGUAAUGAUCCGCGAGUAACUUCAGCCCGUGAGUAAUGAAUUAUUACUCACGGGUAAAGUAAUGGGUGUUAUUAUCUAUUUAAAAAUAGCGAAUAAUGAGUAUAUUAUUAAACGGUCGUAGAAAAAGGUUUUUAUAUACUAAAACCCUAAUUUUAGCAGAAAUAACCUCAAAAAAUUGCCUACAACUUACCAUAUGAAUAGUAGUUGUAUUUAUGUUAUAUUCGUAAAAGAUAAAGAGGAAAAUGUAGGUACCUGUAAAUUUCCUAUAGUCACCUGUAGACCAUAAAUCACAAAAAAUAUUAAAAAUCCUGUAUAAAAGUUAUACAUAUUUAUAUUAAAAAGACCCAUUCGGGCUACAGCACAGAACGUUUUCAUGACAAUUCCAUCAUCAGUGAUGAUGACAAACCUAUCAACAGAAUUUAGCAGCCUAGAAGUCAGUAACAAGAAUAUGUCUACAUUAAUGAAUUACUAGAAAGUCAAAAACACAUCAUCUAUACAUACACAAUACAAAACAAAUCAGAAUUCGAUAUCGACCCCAAGGUUCAACUCGAAACUUGGCUAUCUACGUGCAAGAUCGAGGCCAGAUGAGUCGCCUGUCAAAUUUGGCCAAAAACAGCGACCACUAACUGCAAAAAUCGUAGAAACCUCUUUCUUUAAUUUAUGAUUUUUAAAAGGCCUUCUAAUUUGUAAACGGUUUCCGGAGUAAAAAUCGAAAGGUCAAAAACAAAUAUAAAAUCUGUUUUUUAUUACAAUCAAUUAUGGCUUAAUCCCAUAUAAAUGUAAUAUUUCUCUUAAUUUUUCCAGUAAUUUACAUAGAUUAUUUCAUUCAUAGAGAUUUUGACCAAUAGAAAGCUACAGAAAUAAAAAUUACAGCGAUAAUUUUUGAUAAUUUCCCGUCGUCAAGUAUUACGUCAGAUGCCCUUCAUUGCUACGCAUAAUUGAACAUUCAGUGACAUUAAUGACAAUUAAUGUUUUACAACUUAUCAAAGAGAACACCAGGAACAGGUUUAGCAAAUAUUCAGGCGAAGAUAUCAAUAAAAUAUUAGUUACAAUGGUUUAAAAACCAGUUUUAUUCAUGAAAUAAUCAAAUUACUCUCGAGCUCGAAUUAUCGAUUUGUUUUGCCCUCGUGACACUUUGACAUAAUUUCACUCCCCUUCGGGUCGUGAAAUUAAAACUGUCGAAAUGUCACUCGGGAUACAAAUCGAUAAUUUUAGAGAUCUUCUUGUAAUAAGUACUGAUAAUUUUAGCUACAUCUCCGAUAAUUGACAUUUUAUUCUAGAGUGACCGACCCAUUCUGCAGCGAGUUGAUUAACAAAUGUGUACAGCUUAUAACUAUAUAUUUUAUAUACGUAAAAUAGGGCUAUACAAGAAAUAAGGAAUCUGUGGAAUUACUUGAUGAUGAUUAGAAUAUUUUUGUUUUUUCUUUUUCAUUAAUUUUGUCUUAUUAUAAGAUUUUUCAUGAUAAAUGUCAUCUGUCAAUGACGUGCCGUCAGAAUAUUUAUUUUAAAGCUAUUUUUGAAACAUUCGAACUCCUACAGAAAGUUGGGAAGUUAAUGUAUAACAAUAAAACUCCAACUAUGGAAGCCGAUUGCUAAGACUUCGCCUAGCUCAGUCACUCAGGUGUCAGUUCAUCUUGCCUUAGUCGAAAAAAUGAACAAUGAGUCUUGAAGGGACAAAUAAAAUUUAAAAUUAACUAUAAUCAUAUUUAUUUAGCAUUAAAAACAAUCCUCCUCCUCCUAAGUGUCUUCUCUAUUGAGGUUGGCGAUCAAUAUGGCAAAUUCCUCUCUGUUCUGUGCUUGAUAUUUCGGAGCCAGGAUUUCUUCUUUCUUCCUAUACCCCUUUUAUCUUCGAUUUUGCAUUCUAAUAUUACCUGGAGUCGCUCAAAUUCCCUAUGGCGCAUUAUAUAGAUAUGGCGUCUUUCUACUUUUGAAUGUAUUGAAAUUUGAAUUUUGUGCAUUUUAAUGAAAUGAUAUUUAAAUAUAGUGCAGUCAUUGAAGCGUAAAAUAGGUUUUUACCUCCGAAAUUUUUUACUAUGAACCGAUUUACAUGAGAUUUUGGAAUUAGGUUUAUCCUACCCUUAACUUCAAAAGUGAUAUUGACCCGAACUCCGCUUUUUAUUUUUAAGGGGUGAAAACAACCCCUUAAUGGAAAAAUUGACAUUGAGCCAUUUUAUCGCCAGAAAACGUGUUUAAUAAUAAAGAGUGACGUUGUCAAGUGUUUUCUAACACAAUAACCUCAUGCUAAACUCAUUUUCAUCCCCUUGAAAAUCGUACAAUCCUUGCAAACAACCCCAAAAUGGAAAAAAUUUAAAAAAAAAUUAAUUUAGUAUGACAUAAAAAGAUUUAAAUAUAGAGUAAAAAUGAUAUUUUACGUUCUCUAUCUUAAUUAUCAUAUUGUUAACCCCCUUUCAGCCCUUAAAAACAACCACUAAAUAGAAAAAAAUUACAAAAAAUUAAUUUGGUUUAAUAAGAAGACUUAAAUAUAGAGUAAAUAAUAUUUUACGUUCUCUAUCUUAAUUAUUUAAUUGUUAACCCCUUUCAACCCUUAAAAUCAACGCCUCGAUUAAAAAUUGUAUAAAAAAUUUCUUUUGAUAAACUAAAUAGGAUUUAAAUAUCGUUCCACGUUCUCGAAAAAGCUAUGCUGGAAAAUCAUAUGCUCAAGUUCUUUAACCCUUAAAACUACCCCUAAAUUAAAACAUUGGAUAUGUAUGAUUUAGUUUUUGGGCCAUAACUACUUCAAUUUUGAAGCUAGCACAACUUAUAAAAAACCAUUUUGAAAGUAAUUAAAAGAGCAACAAUUUUUUCUUUAUAAUAUGUAGUGAAAAACCUUUUAUUUUGAAACGGUGAAGGGUUAAAGGGCUCGAGGGAGAGACUGUGGUUGCGCUACCGCGCGCUCUUCAAUCAAUCAUAUCUUCGUCAAUUUUUGUGUGAGAGAAAAAACAAACCAAAAUUUUUUUGGAAAAACCUAUUUUUUUUAUUAUUACACUGUUUUACGUAUCUUUCAUUAUUUUUUAGAUAUUAUGAAAAGAAGGUUGUUUUUUUUUUAAUUCGAAAUUUUUUUUUCUUAAAAUCGUGAUAUUUUCAAAAAAUAUGUUUUCCAAAGCAGCAAAACUGCUAUAAUCCAUCAAAAUCUUUAUAUUAAAGUUGAUUCUAGACGGAAUACCAUUAAUUUUAAUUUUGGUGGAAAUGGCACUUAUGAAAUCCAUUGAUUUAAAAAAAACCAUUAGAUGUUCCUCUUUUUUUCAUUACAGCUCACUCAUUUUACGUACAAAAGACUUUUAACAGUGCUCAUUUUAAAGCUUAUUUUAGGCACUAUAAAAUCCUUUCUCAUUAGCAUGCAUAAAAUUUAUUCGCUUUGACGCUAGAUGGCAUUGAAUACAUCGAUUAAAUUUCACACAAUAUAAAAAACGGCUUUGAUCUUCAAUAUCUCGCUUAAUAUUACACUUAGAACACUCUUUAAAAAAAGAAUUUGUUCAUUUUUUUACCUGCUACAAUUUUGUUCAGUAUAAUAUUAUCGUUAAAAUGCAUAUUUUUGGAGAUAUGUAUUUGCAAAAAACUGUGAAAAUCGUGAGAAAAUUCCGAAUUUUCAAUUGCCAAUAACUUGAAAAGUAUUGGGUUUUUGAAAAAACUUUGUAAAACAUUUGUUGCUUAAAAUUAGGUCUUCUACAUAUCUAUCUGAGGUUAUUUUGAAAAAAAAAUUCCAUCACCGAAAAGGGGUGGCAACCACCCCCAGGGUGAAAACGGAGUUCGGGUCAAUAUCACUUUUGAAGUUAAGGGUAGGAUAAGCCUAAUUCCAAAAUUACAUGUAAAUCGGUUCGUAGUAAAAAAUUUCUGAGCUAAAAAGCUUCAAUGACUGCACUACUACAGGGUGUUUCAUUAAUAAUUGUCCAUAUAGUAACUGGAGAAACCUUAGCACAAAAUACGAAGAUUUAACCUAAAACACUUAAAUAAUAUGUGGUUCCUUACUGAGUUACAGGGUGUUUUAUCUAAAAAUUUAAAAACUAUUUUUGCUCAGCAUUUUAAAACUAUUCGACGUAUCCUUUUCAUACUUGGCAGAAAGUAUAGGUACUGUACAAACUACUAAAUUACGUUAAACAAACGUUUCUGGCUAUUACCAGAGGCGUACGACGGGGGAAAGUGAAUGGUUAACCCUUUCCAAAUUCUACGCCACUGGCGGAAUUGCUAUUUUAGUUCAAUUUUUGGAUUCUCCAAUACUUUCUAUGAAAAUAAUAUACUCUUCAUUCGUAACGAUAAAGUCAUUAGUAUUCAAGAUAUUUGAAGUUAAAAAUGAAACGACACGGUUAUUUUGAUUAAUGUAUUGUGUCGCUUCAUUUUUAAUUUCAAAUAUCUCGAAAACUAAUCAUUUUAUCGUUACGAAUGAACAGUAUAUUAACAUAAAAAGUAUUGGAAAAUCAAAAAAUUACACUAAAAUAGCAAUUUCGUCAGUUGCGUAGAAUUUGGGAAGGGUCAACCAGCCACUAUCCCCUGUCGUACGCCUCUGGUAGUAGCUAGAAACGUUUAUUUAUCUUAAUUUAGUAAGGUGUACAGUGCCUACACUUUCUGCCAAGUAUGAUAAGGAUACGCCAAAUAGUUUUAAAGUACUGGGUACAAAUAAUUUUUUAAUUUUAAUCAUAUGAAUCAUAUCAUAAAUUAAUCAAAAUAACUGUGCCGUUUCAUAUUUAACUUUAAAUAUCUCGAAAACUAAUGAAUUUAUCGUUACCAAUGAGGAGUAUAUGAUUUAGGUAGAAAGUAUUGGAGAAUCUAAAAAUGGCACUAAAAUAGUAAUUCGUCCAGUGGCGUAGAAUUUGAGAAUGGUCAACCAUUCACUAUCCCCUGUCGUACGCCUCUGGUAGUAGCUAGAAACGUUUGUUUAUCAUAAUUUAGUAGCUUGUACAGUACUAUCUAUACUUCCUGCCAAGUAUGAAAACGAUACGUCGAAUAGUUUUAAAAUGCUGAGCAAAAAUAGUUUUUAAAUUUUUAGGUAACUCAGUAAGGAACCACAUUUUAUUUAGAUGUUUUAGGUCAAAUCUUCGUAUUUUGUGCUAAGGUUUCUCCAGUUACUAUAUGUACAAUUAUUAAUGAAACACCCUGUAUACAAGCAAAUCUUGCCUAUAGUUUUACAAUAAAAUGGUACUUGGAUUAUUUUGCUUGCUGUGCAGGAUGUAGUUGGACGUUGUUGGCUCCAGAUGAUGUGGGUAGGUCUUAGAUGUUUGCCAUUUUGUCUUCAAGAAGCUGCAUGGUCUCGAAGACAGCUGCCGCCUUAAUUUGGUUCAUUCUACGUGGUGGUUACCCAUCGUCGACGAUAUAGAAAGAAGAAAGGAUAGAAGAUAAUUAUUAAAAAUAUAAAGAUAGAUUAUUGAAGAUGAAAGAGGGAGAAGGCCAACUAUUUUUUGAAGAAAAAAAUAGCAAAACAAAACACAAAAUUAAGAAAUUAAUAUAUUCAAUAGAAAUUGGAACAAAAUAUAUAUUUGUAGCUCAACAGGCCUUAUAGGCCCACGGCUUGGAAUUUCUCCACGGUUUUCCUCAAUUUUCUCCUGUCCAUGGCCGCAGUUCUCCAAUUUGUUAUCCCGAUUAUUUCCAGGUCUUCCUUAGACGCUUCUAGCCACUUUUUUCUUGGUGGUCCUCUUCUCGUCUUUCCUUCCCCUCUUAUCAGCGAGUCCUUUGCCCACCUUCCGUCAGCCAUUCUCGCAAGAUGACCUAACCAACUAAGUCUCUUUGUUCAGACGAUCUGACUUAUUUCUGGUUUCCGGUACAGCUCUCUAAUCUCCGCAUUUGUUCGUCUCCUCCAAACGUCUUCAUUGUCUUUUACUCCCCCGAAUAUCUUCCUUAGGACACUCCGCUUCCAGAUAUUCAACAUCUUUUCUUAAUUUUUGUUCAUGGCCCAUGUUUCGCUUCCGUAAAUAACUGUGGGCUGGAUCACUGUUCGGUAUAGUCCAAUGAAUUGUCAACACGGAUGGAAUGGGCAAGAAGUGAAUUUAAUGCGGCCAGGAUGAGAGAGUCUAGUCAGGGAAGGAUAGAAGAUAAUCGCCAUCUUUCGUAAAAAAAAAUUGAUAGUGGUAGUCAGUGUUGCCAGCUUGGGGUAUUUUCCCACAAUUUUGGAAUAAUUUGAAAGCGUCUAGAAGAAUUUUUCUAAGCAGAAAUGGUUGUGGGGGACAAUUAUGAGAGAUUUUUAAGGGGUCGUGGUAAAUUAAAUUUGCGUAUAUACAUAGAACUGUAUUUUAUACUCUCAUAUAAUCGAAGACGAUAAGACAUAUGAAUUAUUUUCAGGGCCUUCUGUUGAUAAGUAGUAUAAUUUUGGUUUACUGUUCUCUACAUUUGACUACUAAUUUUUUAAAAUGUUGCAAAAAUUUAAAUUUAAGGGGUUUGAGCUUCAAUUUGAAGGAAUUUCAGUUUCUUAGUGGGGGAUUUAUAAAAUCACAUCUGGCAACUCUGGUGGAAUGUUGUAGAAAAUUUUCCCUGCUCUGUCUCUCUCUAGGACCUCUCACUUGUAUGUUAGCCGCAAUCCGGCUUCACUGUUUGAAUGGAACGGGGUCAUUCCAUCCGUGUUGACAGUUCAUUGGUGUAGUCUCAAUUUUGCCUCUCUGGAAAUAUUUUUUGCUCUUAGUAGUUUGUGUAGGGCUCCGACAAUCUUCCUUCCUCUCGAAAUUAUCUUCUCAAUUUCUUGGCUUUCUUCCUCUUUACUUGUUAAGAGUUACACCUAGAUACUCAAACUCCGUCACCUUUUUGAAGCAAUACUCUUUACUCUCGUUGUCUAUGGUGUUUCUUCAUAUGCGGUCUUUCUCAUUUCCACAUACUUUGUUUUUUGCUCAUUAAUCCUCAGUGCAUACUGCUUAGCCUUUACUUCAAAGAGUCUUAAAAUCAAGUAAAAUUUAAUAAAAAUUUUUUUGGCUUGGUAAAAGGUAUAUUAGUUUAAAAAGCCCCUAUAGGCUACAAACAGAAACAAAACGUUUUCGCUCUGUAACAAGAGCAUCAUCAGUGUUACAAGAACAUGGUGAGCCAACCAAAAAAUACAAAGGUCAAAGCCUUUCAAAGACAGACUAAAAGUCUUAUAUAGGUGCCAACAUGGCAAAAUCCAAAGGAUGGUUAAAAUUCCUAUCGCUAAGGCCCUAGGGCAACACAUGACUCCCACACUUGGUUGCCUGUCACCUCUUGUAACAUAAUGACCUACUUGUUACCUAUUGAGCCACUUACCACGUGUGGGAGUCAUAUGUUGCCCUAGGGCCUUAGCCAUAGGAAUUUUAACCAUCCUUUGGAUUUUGUCAUGUUGGCAUCUAUAUAAGACUUUUAGUCUGUCUUUGAAAGGCUUUGACCUUUGUAUUUUUUGGUUGGCUCACCAUGUUCUUGUAACACUGAUGAUGCUCUUGUUACAGAGCGAACACGUUUUGUUUCUGUUUGUAGCCCUAUAGCGGUUUUUAAACUAAUAUACCUUUUACCAAACCAAAAAUUUUUUAUUAAAUUUUACUUGUAAUUAAUGGUAUACAGCCAGCUACAGGAAAUUCUUCCUUGUGGAGUUUUAAAAUCCUCAGCAGUUCCCUCUCAGUUCUUGCCAUUAGCACUACAUCGUCCGCAAAGGCCAGAACCUGGCUUCUGUUGUCAUCGAUCAUACCUUUCGUUCGUAUUCCACUCUCUCUUAAUAUUGUCUUCAACAAGAAAUUGAAGAGUACUGUGGACAGCGGAUCUCCCUGCGUUAAUCCCCUUUUAACUUCAAAUUUUCAUGUUGGGCUUCCUUCUAUCCUUACUCUAUUAUCGGUCUUCAUUAGGGUCAUUUUUACUAGUCUCAUUAUUAUUUAUAUUUAAUUUUGAACUGAAAUUUUCAAGUGAAAUAUCUUAAGAUAAUGUUUAAUAUAUUUCUUCUGUUGGUAACAGUGAAAGUGGUAUCCGAAAAUUGCAUGGAAAUAGCUGAUGUAAACAGAUAGCUAGGCAAGGGCGAUUUUAUGCAAAAAGGAUUUAAUAGCAUAAGACUUGUAUGGCCUAGAUGUAGAGCUACUUUUAGACUGCUCACGAGAAUUUGUAACUCCAUAGAAAUUCGUAAUAUGAAAAUUGAGAGAUGGCAUUUAUUUCUGUGAUUUAAUUUUGAUCGUUAGCACCAAAGUUUUGGGAAGGAAAUCAAAAGGGCUAGUUUUGUACAAACAAUAAUUUUAAUAUACUUUAUUAUGAAUUUCUAAUUUGUAUUUCGUCGUACUUAUUUGGGUGUUGUGUUUUUAAUUUUCGAGAUAAUUUUGUUCGGAACAAACUUUUUAUAUUCGGUUUUUACAAAUAAAUAAGGAUUGUGAUACGAAAUAGUCAAUGUCGUUAUUUUUAACCGUAUAAAUUUCGAAAGAGCUGAAACAUUUGAUCAAGGACUGUAGAAGAGUCUUAGAAUAAGGGGGAAGAAUGGUGCCAAUAACGAAUAAAUUUUGCCUUAAGCUGCACAUUUUCGGACUCUUAAAUUAAUAUAUCUUAAGUUUGUAUAUACUUCACUGUUAUUUAUUUUAUAAAUAAAAUAAGGUCUAUUUCAA
Messenger RNA from Diabrotica virgifera virgifera (western corn rootworm), 14220 nucleotides. Its product is annotated as lipid droplet-regulating VLDL assembly factor AUP1. Bases 228 to 1463 code for a protein of 411 amino acids. The transcript has 6 exons. NCBI's taxonomy places the organism in Eukaryota, Metazoa, Arthropoda, Insecta, Coleoptera, Chrysomelidae. Gene Ontology annotation, cellular component: membrane. The record is from RefSeq and is a predicted model, not a curated record. Gene Ontology annotation, molecular function: ubiquitin binding.